Messenger RNA from Brachypodium distachyon (stiff brome), 2028 nucleotides. RefSeq names its product keratin, type I cytoskeletal 9. The transcript is spliced from 5 exons. Lineage: Eukaryota; Viridiplantae; Streptophyta; Magnoliopsida; Poales; Poaceae. Gene Ontology annotation, molecular function: RNA binding. Bases 96 to 1799 code for a protein of 567 amino acids. The record is from RefSeq and is a predicted model, not a curated record. Gene Ontology annotation, cellular component: nucleus; cytoplasm.
CGCAAUCCCGAGAUUAGAGGCGCGGCGACUCGAAUCGACUCGACGAGGGUUUAGCAGGGGCGGCGGAAACCCUAGCCGCCACCGCCGCCGCCGAGAUGGGGAGCUACUUCGACCUGCUGGACCUCGCGGAGGGCGCGUCGGGCGAGGAGGCCGUCGCCAAGGUCGUUGGCAAGGUCGUCGGCAAGGUCGUGCCGCCCUCCGAGCCCAAGCCGCCCAAGAAGAAGCCCGGCCUCAAGGGAGCCCAGCCCCAACCGCAGCAGGAUGGGAUGGAGGAGUAUAGUGGCGAUCAUGGUGGUAAUUACGACAACAACGCUGAUCAUGGUGGCAAUUACCACGGCAACGGCGACCGUGGUGGCUAUUACAACGGCAAUGGCGACCGUGGUGGCUAUUACAACGGCGACGGCGGUCGCGGUGGCUAUUCCAACGGUAACGGUGGUCGCGGUGGUUAUCGCAAUGGCAAUGGCGGUCGUGGUGGCUAUCGCAAUGGCAAUAGCGGUCGCGGCUAUCACAACGGCAAUGGCGGUCGCGGCUACAACAAUGUUGGCUACAAUGAGAAUAAUUCCCACUAUCAGCAAGGUGCGUAUGGUGGCGAGUACUAUGGGUAUGGUGAUAUGCAGGCACAGGGAGGAAACUACCACCAUAGUGGCGAGAGGCAAUGGUACAGCAGAGACGGUGGGCAGGCCAGGAAAAAUAGGAAUCUGCAGUACAAGCCUAAAAGUAAGGCGGCAUCCGUUGCUUCUUCUGACCCUGAUCUCAAGCCUGAAGAGCAGGCUGAGCCUGCUGUUGAAACAAAACAGCAGGAUGCCAGUGCUGAUAAUGCUGAUGGUGUUCCUGCCCCUGAAUCAGAGAAAUCUUCUGGGGAUGUUGCAAAAGAUGAUUCUAAGAAAGAGGGAGAAGGUGGCACCAAAAAGAAGGAUGGGGUCAAAACCAAGAGUAUGUGUGGCUCAGCAAGGAAGAGGCAGGUGAAUAAAAAGAAGGCUAUGGAAGCUAAUGCAGAUGGUUCUAAGAAAACAAUUGGCAAUGAAGAAGAGGUCAAUCAAGAGGAGAAAAAGGAGAUGACCCUUGAAGAAUAUGAGAAGAUGCUAAAGGAGAAGAAGUCUUUGGAGCCCGCUAAACUGGAGGGAAGGGAGAUCAACCCUGUAGCAUUUGAGGGUCUCCUAAAAUUGGAGAAGAAGCUAGAAGAUGAUGCAGAUGGUGAGCACAAGGAAAAGGAGGUUGUUGUGAAGAAUGUCAAGCCUCGCAAGUCAAUGACCAUCCAGGAGUACCUUAAGCCAGCUGACGGUCAGGAGUACGUCCCUCCUCGCCCGCCAAGGCGAGAUGGCCCAUUCAACAGCAGCUAUAGGGGUGGGCGUGGCAAUGGUGGUUUCAGCGACCGCAGCCGUGACAACAGCACUGAAUCACGGGUGUACAAUUCUGGCCGCGGUGACAAUGCCAUAGUCUUCCACAAUGUAGAUGCUACCAGUGGCAAUGCCGCGCCAAGGAGUGGUGGCCGCCCUGAUCACAACAAUGGCAGGGGCAAUGGUGGUUACCAGGAGCGCCAGGGUGGGUACAAUGGAGGCUAUCAAGAGCGCCAGGGCGGGUACCAGCAGGGUGGGUACAAUGGCAGCAGAGGCCGUGGCGGAUACCGUCAAGGCGGCAACUCGGAGGGCUAUGGCAACGGAGGGUACCAGCACGGUGGAGGUGGUCGAGGCUAUGGUGGCUGUGGACGGGGCCGUGGCUACCCACAACCCAGGCCAGUCCCCAGGCCGGACUCUGCCGCCCACUUUCCUGCGUUGACAGGAUCAUCGCCUAAGCCCUGAUCAGGCUCAGGCGGCAUCGCCAUCUGUAGCCAUCCCCAUCUUUAUCUCCAUCUCAGGCGUAGAUUUAUGUUUUCUAAGUUUUGUUUCUGAUUUUGGUGUGGAGAGAAGAUAGGAGGGGAAAAGCCCAGUGCUGAUUUUCCUCUACAGUUUUGUAACGGAGCUACUUUUUUUAAUCUGCCUGCACUAAGUUUUUAUCUUAAAGAAGCUAUUAAUCCGCGUCUCCUUUUUG